Molecule: messenger RNA, 6506 nt
Organism: Scylla paramamosain (green mud crab)
Lineage: Eukaryota; Metazoa; Arthropoda; Malacostraca; Decapoda; Portunidae
Gene: Lrp4
Product: low-density lipoprotein receptor-related protein 4-like
Biological process (GO): receptor-mediated endocytosis
Cellular component (GO): signaling receptor complex; plasma membrane; apical plasma membrane
Molecular function (GO): protein binding; hormone binding; calcium ion binding
Source: RefSeq, a predicted model, not a curated record
UCAUCGAGGAACACGGGGCGACACAAGCAAGCAAUAUUAUCAGGGACGAGGUACCGCUUCGCUCUAAUCGAGGACACAGUUUCCCCUAUACAAUUAUUUAGUAAGAAAACUACAAUUAGAAUCAUGAAAUAAUCCCGUGGCGUGUUGUUAGUGGUGAUAUGGUGGAUGUGGGCCGGAGAGCUGUGGGAGGAAGGGAAAAGAGGACUGCGGCUGUGCAGUGUGCAGGAGUGAGAGAAUUUCCCGCUCCCUGCCAGCCUCCCACUGAUCGGUAGUACGCGCGCGUUGGCGGCAGUGGGCAGUACGUGGCGCCUCUUCUUCCUUGCCUGUCCCUUGCCCUGUCCAGCUUUGUCAUGUGCAAAAAUGUGGGGCAGCGGUGACCCCUCGGCCGCAUUCCCACUGGGCAUCCUGCUCCUCCUGCUGGCGGUGCUAGACGGGCUAGUGCAAGGCAAGGAGGACUAUGGGCGGAGCGAGGAUGGGGCCUCUGGAGGAACAGCUGGAGCGGCGGCGGGCACUGCGUGGACUACCAGCCAGGAGGUGGUGAAGAGAAUCCUGCCCAGUGACGUCCAGUGUCAGUGUAAUGAUGGAGUGCUGGCCUGCAGGGAUGAAGAAGGGGAGUGUGCCUGCGUGGCCAAUGAACUGCUGUGUGAUGGCCACUUUGACUGUCUGGAGGGUGAAGAUGAAGCCCACUGCCUGAGGGAACCCUGUACUGGUCACCUCUGCACCAAGACCAACAAGUGUGUGGACAGCUCCUUGUUGUGUGACGGCAUCGAUGACUGUGGAGACAAGAGUGAUGAACGCUUUUGCAAUCUGCCUCAAAUCAACGCUAAUUGCACCAAGCCGGACCAGUUCACUUGUGCCGACGGGAAGUACUGUAUCUCUGUGGUGUGGCUGUGUGAUGGGGAUGCUGACUGCCAGGAUAAGUCGGAUGAGGCAGACUGCUCCAGUCAAGUCCCAUCUCAGAGCACAUCUGUAAGUGUGUCUCAUUCCCCAGCACCUGUCAGCCUCAGGAGCACAGUUUGUGGUGAUGGCCGCUGCAUCCCAAAGAAUUGGGUGUGUGACGGGGACCCAGACUGCUUUGACGAGUCUGAUGAGCAGGACUGCAACAAGUUAUCAGAACCCACCUGUGGGCCAGACCAAGUGUUAUGCACAGGGGAUGGGCGCUGCAUCAUGCAACACUAUGCUUGUGACGGAGAAAAUGACUGUGGUGAUUGGUCAGAUGAGCAGAAUUGUGACAAUGAAACCUGCCCUGGUGAUGACUUCAGGUGUGAGUCUGGGAAGUGCAUUGAGAGGAAAAAAAGAGGGGAAAAGGAGGACAUUGUGUUCAUAGUUGACUCUUAUUUCAGCCAAGUGAGUGCCACCCAGAGGAGUCCCAUGCCUGUCCCAACCGCUGCAUUGCCAAGGAGUGGAAGUGUGAUGGCACUAAGGGACUGUAGUGAUGGCUCAGACGAGGUGGGGUGUGAAUUUUCCUGUCCGCCUGAGCACUACACCUGCUUUCACACGGCCUGCAUCCCCCUCCACCGCCUCUGUGAUGGCCACCACGACUGCCUCUUUGGUGAUGAUGAAGUUGGCUGCCCCACAGAGGAGUGCACCACCCUUCAGUGCAGCAGCAACAUCUGUAACCCAGCAAAGAACAGUUGCCUCUGCCCACCAGGCCACUCCCUUGCUGCAGACAACACCACGUGUGUUGAUGUCGACGAGUGCUCCUUAUUCCGGCCGUGCUCCCAGACCUGUGAAAACGUGGUUGGGGGCUUCAACUGCUCGUGCAUCCCUGACUACUACAUGCUCCGCCCGGACCACCUCACCUGCAAGGCCAGCCCUCCGCCAGCCUACCUCAUCUUUUCCAACCGAGCUGAGAUCAGGCUGAUAAGCCUGGACCGUCGAAACUACUCAAGUAUCGCCGAGGGGCUUCAGAAUGCCAUCUCCAUCGACUUCCACUACGAACACCGCCUCAUCUACUGGUCUGAUGUCUCCCUGGAUGUCAUCAUGAGAGCUUUUAUGAAUGGCACUGGAGAAACAGCCAUUGUGCGCUGGGGUCUCCGGAUACCAAGUGGAGUCAGUGUGGACUGGGUGAACGACCACGUGUAUUGGCUGGACGGGAUCACCAUGCGGAUUGAGGUCGCUAAUUUAGAUGGGUCAUGCAGGCGGCCUCUCAUCUGGACCAACCUACAGAAGCCACGUGGCCUCCUGGUGCACCCACAUAAGAACCUCCUCAUCUGGACAGAUUGGGGCUCCAAUCCCCGGAUCGAGCGUGCCUACCUGGAUGGCUCAGGGCGGCAGGUAGUGAUUGAGGAGGGUCUGCACUGGCCCAACGGCAUCACACUUGACUACCCCACAGAGACUCUGUACUGGGUGGACGCCAAGCAGCAUGUGAUAGAGACGGCUCACAUCGACGGUACCAACAGGAGGACGAUCCUGGAGGGGCUGCGUCAUCCCUUCGCCAUCACAGUGUUCGAGGACACACUCUACUGGACUGACUGGCUCACUCGCUCCAUUGAAAAGGCUGACAAGAGGAAUGGUCAGAGUCACACCACCCUUCAAGGCCGACUCUCAUUCCCCAUGGAUAUACGGAGCUUACACCCGACUCGUCAGCCCCGCCUGUUGAAUUCCGAGAAACGUGGGUGUAGCCUGAGGAACGGCGCCUGCUCCCAUCUCUGCCUUUCCAGCAAGGACUCCUAUGCCUGUUACUGCCCCCAUGGCCUCAUCCUUGGACCAGAUCGCAGGACCUGCAGUGAGAGACCAGACCGUACCCUCAUCUUUGCCCAGCGGAAGAGCCUCAGGAUGAUCUCACUUGAGGACAUCCUUGAAAACAACAACACUGCCUUCACCAUUGCCUCCACCUCGCCCAGCGCCACAAACACCUCCGACAUGGCGCAGGUGAGGAUAGAUACAGUGGUCCCCGUCAGCAACGUCCAAGCUCCGGUGGCUCUCGACCCCUACACAAAAGAGGACCUCAUCUUCUGGACGGACAUCAAGGCUAAGACCAUUAGCAGGGCACAUCUCAACGGCUCACAUCACAUGACUAUUGUCAGGAGUGGCUUAGAGAUGCCGGCAGGCGUGGCAGUGGACUGGGUGGGCCAUAAGCUGUACUGGACAGAUGCCGGCACCAAUCGUGUGGAGGUGGCCAAUCUGGACGGCUCCAUGCGCUGCCUUCUGGUGUGGCGUGGCCUGGACAAACCUCGAGACAUUGUGGUGGAUCCUAAGGAUGGCUACAUGUUCUGGACUGACUGGGGGAAGCAAGCCAAGAUCGAGCAGGCAGGGAUGGAUGGCGAGAACCCAAGGGUGUUGGUCAGUACAAACCUUAAGUGGCCCAACGGACUAGCCAUCGACCACAGCCGGAGACUCUUGUACUGGCUGGAUGCCUCUACCAAGUCUAUUGAGAUGGCCAGGCUGGAUGGGACUCAGAGAAGGGCACUGAUCUCGGGGGAACUGGACCACCCCUUUGGCCUUGCCCUGUGGAGGAACCUUGUCUUCUGGACCGACUGGGACACCAAGAGCAUGUACAUGGCUGACAAGGAGACUGGUGCUAACAGGCAGACCAUUGUCCAAGGUCUCAAGGAUAUGAUGGAGGUGAAGGUGUUUGAACGGUCCCAGCCAACCAUUUCCUCCGCAUGUGACAUAAUGAAUGGUGGCUGCUCCCAUUUGUGUCUGCUCAGCCCCAGUGUCUCAGGUCGCAAGUGUGCCUGUCCCACUGGCGUCAAACUGAAGGUAAUAACAGUAGUAGCAACAGAUGCUCUUCAACUGAUCGCCUCAACCUGCUAUGAUGGACCAGAGAAGGCAUUGGUGUUUGCCCGCCGGGAGGAUGUGCGGCUAGUCUCCCUGGACACCCCUUAUCGAGUUGACGUCAUCCUGCCUCUCCAGGGACUCCAGCACGCCGUGGCCCUGGACAUUGAUGCUGUGACAGGGGACAUCUUCCUGCCAGACAGUGCUGCUGCCAUCAUCUUCAGGGUGUCCCACAAUGGCCAAGUGGCGACCCCAGUUGUGACCUCGGCCAUCAACAGCGUGGAGGGUAUUGCUGUGGAUGCUACUGGCAGGAAGAUGUACUGGACUGACCUUGCCAUGCAGUCUGUUGAGGUGAGUGAGCUGGAUGGGACUCACAGGCGGGUGCUGUUCACUGGGCUGAACCGUCCCCGGGCCAUCACCACCCACUACCCAUCAGGACGCCUCUUUUGGACUGACUGGGAUGAGCAGUACCCAAGGAUUGAGACUGCAGACAUGGAUGGCAAUAAUAGGAUGGUGCUGGUGGAUACAGACGUGGCGUGGCCCAAUGGACUCACCGUGGACUGGCAGGACCUGGAGCUGUACUGGACAGAUGCCAAGGCUAACGUAAUUGAGGCCAUAGGAUUGGAUGGACUCAACAGACGCAGGGUGAUAACAGGUCUUCCUCAUCCCUACGGCGUGAGCACUCAGGGACGCUGGCUCUACUGGACAGACUGGGAGACCAAAUCCCUCAACCGAACCCUCAAGAGAACCGGCCGCUCACCCUCCACCAUCAGGGAGGGGCUGGCAGGGAUUAUGGAUGUCAAGGCUUUACCUGGCCCUGAUGUGGUGAGGAAUGCAUGUGGAACAAACAACGGGGGCUGCUCUCACCUGUGUCUCCGCCAGCCCAAUGGAUACACCUGCGCCUGCCCCACUGGUCUCAUGACAUUGGAGGGUGAUCCUUCUCGCUGUGAGGACGAACCACAGAAAUAUCUGAUCUAUGGCGCCAAGGGGACACUGGGACGCAUCUCUCUUGAUGUCGAGCCACUGUGGGAGUUUCCGCUUCCCAUCCCAGCCACCUCACACCCCAUCUCUGUUGACGUGCAUUACGAGAAGCGACUUCUUUUCUACGCUGAGGCUGAUCUGCAGGUCAUAAGGGUUGUGUCUCUGAGGAACAUGUCCUACCCCUGGUCAGUCCUCUCCCCAGGCUACACCACACCUGACAGUCUGGCUGUGGACUGGGUGGCCAACAACAUCUACUGGACAGACUCAAUGCGGAAGGUUGUGGAGGUGGCGAGGCUGGAUGGCUCCUCAGCGAAAGUGAUCAUCAACAACAGUCUGGAUUCACCACGAGCUGUGGCUGUGUUUCCUAGUGAAGGCCUGCUCUUCUGGACUGACUGGGGCAAGCCUUCCAAGAUUGAGCGUUCAUAUCUCGAUGGAUCAGCUCGGACAGUCAUUGUGGACAGGAACGUUGGGUGGCCGAACGGACUUGCCAUUGACUAUGAGGCACGGAAGAUUUACUGGAAUGACGCCAAGGGGGACACCAUUGACUGCUCAGACCUUGAUGGCAGGAAUGUUGUCACUCUCAUUCAGGAGGCCCCUCACCCCUUUGGUCUAACACUGCUUGAUCAGCACAUCUACUGGACUGACUGGAAGAAGGCAGCAAUUGAGAGGGCAGAUAAGACCUCAGGCCAUAACAGGAGGGUGGUGAGGAGUACUAUUGAGGGAGUGAUGGAGGUGAAGGCUGUCACUGCUUCAUCACAGCCUGGAUGGAACGCAUGUGGUGAUCGGAAUGGUGGCUGCACUCACCUCUGCUUCUAUCUGCCCACUGGCCACCGCUGUGCCUGUCCUGACAUCCUAGACGAGCGGGGCUGUUCAAGCCCAGGUCCAAGGUUUAAGGUGAAUGGGACGCGCUGGUCGAAUAACGAGAUUCGCCUCAUUGAGCCAAACUGGCACCGCAACCGAUGGGACAAGACCAACGCACCGGGGGCUGGUGCCGCUGCUGGGGGUGCUGGUGCUGGUGCUGGUGGUGUCUGCGCUGGCCAUGAUGGCGGUGUGGCAUGGUGGAAGUUCAAACGGCAGACCAAGAUGGUGAACGAGCCUGACGGUGGUGCCCUCACUUACACCAACCCCACCUACAGCGCCUCAAAUUCAGAUGUCAACACGGAUCGCAAACCUUUCACCUGGCGGCGUCUCCACAGCGAAAACGUGCAUCAGGUUCGCAUGUUUGAAGAGAAGGGGGAGGUUGCUGCCUUGAUCAGCGAGGGGAGCAGCGUGGAGCAUGAGUCGCCCCCACCCACGCCGCCCACACGCCCUGACACCGCCACAUAAUGCCCCCACCACACCCCCCACAGCCUCCAACCAGCUGUCCACGUGGGAGCCAAUCACCUCCACCGCCUCAAAAGUGGGUCACCUUGAAGACUAACAGACGAAUCGCACUAAUGCGCUCCACCCGCCCCGUGUCCCGCCACUCCACUCUCCGACACAAAUGGCCCUCAGGAUUCCCUCUCAAGCCUCUCACAGCCCAUGCCUCCCUUGUCUUUUUCCUCUCUCCACCCACUCCCCGUCCCCCUUCCUCACCACACAGCAGUCAGCACCCACACAGCAGCCACAGCACUCACCUCCCUCCACAUCCAUCAAUGCUACACUACCAUCACCUCCAUUAAUGCACUCCCUCCUCUCCUGCAUGUCGUCUACACACACACACACACACACACACACACACACACACACACACACACACACACACACACACACACACACACACACACACACACACACACACACACACACACACACACACACACACA